Stomoxys calcitrans (stable fly) is the source of this 1933-nucleotide messenger RNA. It is a transcript of the gene Dnali1, whose product is annotated as putative inner dynein arm light chain, axonemal. The record is from RefSeq and is a predicted model, not a curated record. Gene Ontology annotation, cellular component: axoneme; filopodium. Lineage: Eukaryota; Metazoa; Arthropoda; Insecta; Diptera; Muscidae. Gene Ontology annotation, molecular function: dynein heavy chain binding. The transcript is spliced from 3 exons. Bases 1088 to 1837 code for a protein of 249 amino acids.
UCGUACAAAAAUGUGUGAAUGCCAAGUCAAAGAGGAGGUCAUUUCCUUCAAUUUGACGUAUGUCACUUAGCUGAAUUUAGUUUCUAGUUUUCUUUCAUUUUCACUUUAUUUUCGACUCAUUGGAUUCAGUCAUUGGUUCAGGGCUUCCGCAACACCCAUGGGGAAAUAAUUAAAGGUGGCCUCAUUUGUACAACAACCACAAAUCAUAUGGUGCAAUCCGCCAUUUUGCCAUCAAGCUGAUCAACGGUUUGCCAACACACACAAAGAUAUUUGUGUGUGAGCAGAGAAUAUGCGAGAAAGAAGAUGAAAACAAAGAGAAUGGACAGCUGUUCGCGUGAGACCACCUUGUUAAAUCCGCCUAGCGCAACACCUUAUUCCUUUUUAGAGCUGUUUCGAAUCAAGGACUAGGUCUAGAUAUUUCGCCUCCUUCGAAAACAGCUGGGUGAUCCCGUCUAAAGAUGGCGACAAAGAUACUAUGCAUAAAAUGUUUUGUGUACUCAAAAAUUUAUGCAAAUUUAGACAAUUUGUUACUGGAAGUCGUUCGUGUACGUUAUUUGUCAGCAGAAAAGAGCUGGAGGGUGCGUGAGAGCAGGCAACAUUUUGAGAAUUUGGUAUUCGAGAGCUUGCAAAUUUCUACUGGAGUCUGUUUUCCCAGCAGCAAUUUGCAGCAUCGAAACAGGUGGCUUUUGAAUACCAGCUGUUUUUAUUCAAAAAAAUAAAAGAUAACACAGCUAUUCUUACUCUCCUACAAAUGUUUACUGGGACAUUUUUACUGGAAAAGUACGCGACCAAUACUCUGUUACAACAACAAAUGGAUAUUCAAAACAUGAAAUAUAUGGCUUUUGUUGAAAAGUUGGUUGGUCCUAUUUUUCUGUAGGUGUCCAUCAAACCCCAUUGCUCAACCUGUUCUAGAGCUAGAUACCAACAAUAUGCCGUAGUCUUUUGAUUAAUAGUUUUGCUCGUAACUUAAUUUUUUAGCCACUGUGGGUCGUUGCUAUGAAACUUAAAAAAAUAGAAAAUUUUGUUUAUUUUGAAAAAGUUUAUUUUUUUAUAAAUUUACACUCAAUUCUUAUAUUUACUCCGAAAUAUGGAUGGCGAGGGAGAUCAAACUUCUGUUGGACAAUUCCAAACGCUGGUACGCUACAAUAACCCUGUUCUGGUGGUAAAACAUGUCGAAAAAAAGGCCGGACCAGCGGAUUUGGAAAUCAAAAGGCCUCAAACGGCUGGAGCUCUUUUGGACACUAAAAAGGAAACAGAGGAAAUUUUAAAUUCUAUUUUACCACCGCGCUGUUGGGAAGAUGAAGGUCAAUUGUGGCAGCAGACAGUAUCCUCCACACCAGCCACAAGACAAGAUGUCAUUAACUUGCAAGAGAUGCUAGACACUCGCUUGCAACAGACACAGGCUAGAGAAACAGGCAUAUGUCCCAUUCGCCGGGAACUUUAUUCCCAAUGCUUUGAUGAAAUUAUACGCCAAGUGACCAUCAAUUGCUCAGAACGAGGUUUGCUACUUCUACGAAUUCGUGAUGAAAUUGCCAUGUCAAUGGAAGCUUAUGAAACAUUGUAUUGCAGUUCGGUGGCAUUUGGCAUGCGAAAGGCUCUGCAGGCCCACGAGGAAAAGGAAAUGCUCAGAGAUCGUGUUAAAACACUUGAAAGCGAUAAGGAAACGUUGGAGGAUAUCAUUUCCGAUAUGAAAUUGAAAAAUGAGCAAGCCGAAAGGAGAAAUGCCGAGUUGAGGGCCUCCGAAGAAAAGAAAUAUCAAGAAGAGGUGGCCUUCCUCAAAAAGACAAACACUCAACUCAAGGCUCAAUUGGAGGGAAUCACAGCACCAAAGAAAUAAAAUGUGACUACAAAAAAAAUUAAAAAUUUUCUGGUUCGUUUUAUAUUUUUUUGAAAAAGAAAAAUUUCUGCACAUUUUUUCAAUGUUUCAAAAAAG